AUGUGCGUCCUGUUCCUCUUCAUCGUCGAGGUCAGCCAGUACAUUCUCAAUCCUCCCAUGGAGCAGAUCAUGGAGGAUGUCAUAUGCCGGCGUUACCACCCGGAUCAUGCCAUAGCGAUGCCGCAGCUUCACGAUAACCGGUGCAAGGACACAGAAGUGCAGAAGACCCUGGCCAUGGUGCGGUCGUGGAGCACGUCUCUCGAUAUGCUGCUCCCGCUUUUCGUCCAAAUCUCUUUUGGAGUCGUUGCUGACAAGUAUGGCCGUCGUCUUGUCAUAUUUCUCUCCCUCUUUGGAUGUUUCCUCGAGCAAGCUUGGAUAACCACUGUCCUCUUCUUCCCCGAUACUUUCUCCAUAUGGAGCAUCCUAUACGGCAGCAUUUUCCUCUUAAUCGGCGGCGGCAGCCAGAUGGUCGUUGCCAUGAUUUCGACCAUCGUUGCCGACGUCGUCCCCGUUUCCGAGAGAACUGGCGCAUUUUACCUGAUUUACGCCAUGAAUCUUCUCAUCUCCAUCGUUGUCAACCCCAUCGCUGCAUUCCUUCUCAGCAUUGAUCCUUGGCUUGCAAUGUGGAUCGGAAACACCGUCCUCACCAUAGGCAUGCUGUCGUCUGCUCUCAUCCCGGAGACGCUCAAGUUCCGCCAGGCUGCCGACAACAAGCGCCGCGGUCAGGAUGGUUCAUCUACCGCUCAGCAAGAAACACUGCUUCCAUCGAAGAAGCUUCCUAGUGCGAGAGAACUGGCGCAGCGCGCAUGGUUUUCCGCCAAGAACGAUGUGUCUCACGUAUGGCGCUUCAUCUUCACCUCGAAGACGGUCGUACUGCUCCUUCUUGCCUAUGGUCCAUUCUACCUCAUCAAGUUGACAUUUGUCUUGGACAUUUUGCAGUACAUGACUCGCCGCUUCAACUGGGAGUGGUCAACUGCAACAUACAUCAACACAGUCAGCAGUUUGGCGGGAGUCUUCACCUUGUUGGUGCUGCUGCCAAUAUCAUCCUCUAUUCUGAGCAAACGAUUCCGCUUUGAUUCCAUCAGCCGAGAUCUGUUCUUGGCCCGCGCCUCCAUCGUCGUCUUCAUCGCUGGCAGCCUGCUCACUGCCCUGGCCGGAGUUCCGUGGCUGUUCAUCUGCGCCAUGGUCAUCACCAACAUUGGCGUGGGCGUCAGCUCUCUGUGCCGUGCGCUGCUCAAUGCUGUGGUUGAGCCGCAUACAGUUGCCACUCUGAACACGACCAUGUCUACCAUGGAGACUCUCGUCGGCUUCCUGGGCGCACCAGUCAUGGGAUGGCUCCUAAGUCGUGGCAUGGAGCUGGGAGGAGUAUGGAUGGGGCUGCCGUAUUUAGCAACCACUCUGCUGGGAGUUGGAGUUAUGACGGCGCUCGUUUUCGUUAGACUUUAG
Trichoderma asperellum CBS 433.97 is the source of this 1386-nucleotide messenger RNA. RefSeq lists its product as uncharacterized. Gene Ontology annotation, biological process: transmembrane transport. The record is from RefSeq and is a predicted model, not a curated record. Gene Ontology annotation, cellular component: membrane. Lineage: Eukaryota; Fungi; Ascomycota; Sordariomycetes; Hypocreales; Hypocreaceae. Gene Ontology annotation, molecular function: transmembrane transporter activity.